Trichoderma virens Gv29-8 is the source of this 1432-nucleotide messenger RNA. RefSeq lists its product as uncharacterized. The record is from RefSeq and is a predicted model, not a curated record. The transcript is spliced from 3 exons. Lineage: Eukaryota; Fungi; Ascomycota; Sordariomycetes; Hypocreales; Hypocreaceae. The coding region runs from base 166 to 1179 and encodes 337 amino acids.
CUCAUCUCAUACCUUGUAUAACCUUCUGCUUCCACAAACCCGCCGUGAUAGUGACCAGCAAUAAAGGCACCCUAGAGCUCCUCAUCGACUCCUCUCCCAUACACCUGCAUUCAAUCCCCCUUUGGACGUCAAACGGGCCGCGUCGGGCCUCGUCCUCCCGCCAUCAUGUUCGACCUCUUUGCGAUGCUCUUAUCCUCUAUUGCAUCUUUCCUCUUCCCCAUCUUUGCUUCCUACAAAGCCCUUAAGACAUCGGAUCCUGCACAGCUGACGCCAUGGCUCAUGUACUGGGUCGUGUUUAGCUGCUGUCUGCUGGUAGAGUCGUGGGUGUACUUUAUCCUUGCGUGGGUGCCGUUCUAUGGCUACAUCCGCCUUCUUUUCUUCCUAUACCUGAUUCUACCACAAACUCAGGGCGCUCGGUUCCUGUACGAGCAGCACGUACACCCGUUCCUCCGCGAAAACGAAGCGCAGAUCGACGAGUUCAUCGCGAGCGCUCAUGAGCGUCUCAAGGCGGCCGGCAUCGACUACUUCCGAAAGGCAAUCGACUACUUGAGAGUCAAUGUCCUAGGCCUGCCGCCCAGCGAGCCCGAGCCUCCCACUCCGCCUCAGAGCACCUACCAGAGCUACACACAGUCGCUCCUCGCUCGAUUCAGCAUUCCGGCAGCAUCUGGGCCUGCCGCCCCCUCGAAUGUGGGCUCAGAUCUCUUUGGUCUGCUGGCCAGCGCCGUAGCUGCGGCGACUGGCGGCUCGGGGGCGCGAAGCGAUGCUGGUAGCUAUUCGGCAUCAUCAGUUGUUCCAUCUCACAUACAAGACUCGAACGAGAGGAUGACCUUCAUUGCCUCUCAGCGGGACCGGCUCAGCGUCCUUCUCACUGCUCUCGACCGGGAAGCGGCGCAGCUUCAGCGAAACGGCGGACAUCCGCAGUCCCGAUCUCGCUCCAGGCACAUGGAGAGCGACGAAGAGGUCACACAGAGGCCGCCUAGCGGACUAAGCGGAUGGAGUGGACUGAGCAAGAGCCGCAGCGAGACCGACUUUGAGAAGAUCGAUGCCGAGAGCGGAGCCGAAGAUGAAUCCAACCUCCGGCGCCGUCAUGCCGGAGGCGGCGACGGUGGUUCGUGGAUGCCUUCAUGGAGCCGCAAUGCACAGCCGGGUACGGGCCACAGCUCUGGGUUAGAGGACUAGGAAGAACAAGAAUAUCGAGGGGAAUGGCUGGCCCGCGAAUAUAGACUGAACGCGUAGACAACCUGUUACCAUCAUGUCGCGCGGAUGUUAUGCAUGGAUUUGUACGGAGACAUGGCACUCCUUGGGAUAUUGUGUCAUGAUAUGUCGAGGGGAGUAAAAGACGGCCCCCGCAGAUGCCUUUUUUGUGUACAUCCAACCCAUAAGUCUAACCAAAACCCUGCCGCACGGCAUCAACAAAAAAACUGUUUCUCUC